Messenger RNA from Liolophura sinensis, 2768 nucleotides. Its product is annotated as cyclic AMP-dependent transcription factor ATF-6 alpha-like. Gene Ontology annotation, cellular component: nucleus. The record is from RefSeq and is a predicted model, not a curated record. The transcript has 14 exons. Lineage: Eukaryota; Metazoa; Mollusca; Polyplacophora; Chitonida; Chitonidae. Gene Ontology annotation, biological process: regulation of transcription by RNA polymerase II; endoplasmic reticulum unfolded protein response. The coding region runs from base 96 to 2003 and encodes 635 amino acids. Gene Ontology annotation, molecular function: RNA polymerase II cis-regulatory region sequence-specific DNA binding; DNA-binding transcription factor activity, RNA polymerase II-specific.
CAUCCAAUUUCAGGCGUUUACACAUCACACGUUCGAAAUUUUCAGAAAUGCCUAUAUAGACAUACGAAUUCGUAGGUGAUGUGUGUUAGUUGAAGAUGGCUGUAGACCUUGUCGAUGCUGAUUCAAAGUUUCUUGCAAACAACCUACUGACAAGCGAAGACUGGGCCCAAGGGUUUGAUGACAUUCUGGGCCUAGGCGAUGGCCUGUCAUCAGAUCUUCUCUCUCAACUUCCUGAAGAUUUAAAGUUUACUCUGAAGGAGGAUGGCUUGGGAGACUAUGGACUCCCUGAUCCUGUACCAGAUGACCUGUGGAUGGAGUCCAGUGAUAGCUCAGAUAGUGGAAUACAUGGUGUAUGUGUGAAAAGCGAGCCGAUGUCCCCAGUUCCAUCCUCAGGAUCUGAUCUAUCGCUGCCAGAUUCUUUGACAACAGAGAGUUACGAUUUUUCCCAAGAUGUGAGCAUGUGUACUGGUUUGAAUCUGAAAACAGAUGUCAAGGGUCAACAGUCAGCCUGUGAAAACCAAUCUUAUGUCUUCAAUUCACCAACAUUUGUGUUGACCCCUCAGAUUAAGAUCGAGCAUCCAUCGCCAUGCCAACCCCAGUCGAUCCAUUCCAUUCUGAACUCAAAAAUAAAGAUCAAACCCAAACCAGUUGAUGGCACGCAAAACUCUUUGCCAGCUGCGUCCAAUGCCUGCAAACCGUUAGUGUUAACGCCUGAGGAAUUCAACCGUCUGACAUCCCAGGGACUGCUCCGUUUACCUGGGUCUGAUCCUGACACAGCAGCCUCACCAACAUCCCCCACCCCAGGAAGUGUCUCUGCUACCACAUCUCCUGUAUCCCAUAAUACUAUCCGACUAAACUCAGGUCACAAGUACCCCGCCUCCACUCAUCUACAGUUGGAUACUAGUAAUGGAUCAAACAAAGUGCUUAAAAGACAGCAGCGAAUGAUUAAAAACAGAGAAUCUGCUAGUUUAUCUCGCAAGAAGAAGAAAGAGUACUUGUAUACGCUGGAAGACAAGAUAAAGGCAUUUAAUGUGGAGAAUAUGAAGCUGAGACAGGAGAACGAUUCGCUGAAAAGACAACUGGGAGUGUUACAAAUAGAGAACCAGAGACUGAAGACAGGCCUUGUGGAGCCCACGUCUGUACCCCCUAAAACCCGCACCUGCCUGCUGGCACUUGUCGUAAUGCUCACCCUUAACCUUGCUCCAUGGAGCUCUAUGUUAGCUGGUGAAGGAAAGGAAAACCAGCUUUUUCAGCCAGUUGCCCCCACAGGGCGCCAUCUAAUGGCCACAGAAGAGAUUAAAGCAGGUGCAAUUGGGGUAGAAGCCUAUUGGGGGCAGGAAAAAGUAGCUCAGGACAGCCUGAUGAAGAGGAUUCAGAGACUGUUAGAGACAGAGGGCCACCUGCCAGUCAUGGCUAACUCCAGUCUGCCCAAGUCACACCCAGACUGUAAUACCUACUACAAUACCACAGAGUCUAGUAGACUGGCUGAGAAGUUAGCUGGCUGGAUGUGGCGACAUGAACAAGAGCAGAAGAGAGCAAACCAUCACAAGAAGGGACGUGCUGCUCGCAAAAAGCACCUACCGCUGAGAAAGGUCAAGGCCGCAAUCAAGGGGGAAUACCCAACUCAGCAGUACAGUAAGAAGAGCAGCAUCGGCCAUGAACUGAAGGUGUUUCACACCGAGGAUCUGAGGCGAGAUUUUCUCUCUGCCAUCCAUCAGAGGAAUGACACUUUCUAUGUUCUGUCCUUCAGCUCGGACUACUUCUUACUGCCGGCCACAGCCUAUAAUAAAUCUACACGUCCAAAAAUGUCCCUUGUCAUGCCAGCUCUGGUAAACCUCAACGAAACUCUUCAGCCACCAGAGGGAAGCAUGGGAAUGAUGCAGAUAGAUUGUGAGGUUUUUGACACAAGACUGAUCCAUGUCAAGAAAAUGUCUGUCCCAGAGUUCAGUUCUCAUCAGAACCAGUCAAAUCCAGAGUCUGAAAAUUACCAUAGACAUAACUAGGGCACUUAUUUCUCAGUCUCUGAGACCCAACCAGUGGUGGCAGCAGCUCUCGUAAAAGCAUUAAUAAGCAUGUCAUACACAGAUUCUUCACAAAAUUUGUAUUUGUGGUAUGUGUUAAAGGACUACCAGAUACAUGUUGGAAAGGUGUCAUUGUAAGCCGCUGUUGUGGUAUCUCAUUUGUGUUAUUUUUAGACAUUUGCCUCAUUAAAUGUCUUUCAGUCUAUGUAUAUAAACACAACAUUAGUCCCAGCAAGGCAACAGUACUCUAUCGAAGGCAACGUAGUUCUGUCAAACGAAAUGUUGCUCUAGUGAAGUCAGUAUUGAUAUACAUUCUUCUGUUGAAGGAAACUGUUCAAGAUGGCAUUGUUACAUGUACAUGUAUAUUGAAGGCAACAGUUAUGUGUGAUUGAAAGGCUGCAUCAAAGGCAACAUUGCUGUGGCUGCGACAGACCUCGAUCUUGUAUAGGGUCACAUUCCUGUCAUGAUCUCAGGUUUUUGUUACAUGUUGGCUAUUGUUCAUUCAUCUUAAUACUGCCUAGGUAGUCACUUUAACUGUCCCGGAUGUAGCUCCUGUUUGGAUAGUGAUUGGGUAUUGUGGACCAAAAUGGUGUAGAGGGAUUCACUCAGUUUGGGAAUAACAAUUCUUCAUUAUACUCCAUUAACAUUUACUGGUAUUUAUAUUUUCAGUUAAUGCUAUUUUUUAAAAGUAGCAUUCUUUGUAUAGUUUAUUUGUUGCUUUACAGUGCUUGUUUUAUAUCCAUUUGU